AUGUCUGUAAAAACCGAAAUUAAUUGGUAUUAUCGCGCUAUUUUGUCGUCCAUUACCCCUAGAAAUUCACCAGAGAAUAACCGUGCGCUUAUUGAAGAGAUAAUUGAGGCAGACUUCAAACUGGUAAAAGGUGCUCUCGAUCUCAUCUUGAGUGGAAGUAUCGCAAAGGUUAACUUCGCGCCUAAUCAGCAGCCCACUUCGCAGUCAUUCUACUCGAUUCUAUCUAAAGACAAAACGAGGCAAUACCUCGUUAUGCAAGGAUAUUGCGAUUGUUUUUAUUUCGCGGAACACGUUCUGUCUCGUGCGACAUCGUUCACGUGCACACAUGAGCUGGCGUGCGUAUUGCUGGAACACAUGAGCGCGGAUCUACAGAAGGACGGUGAUAAUUUUCUGCACAGCGUAGAGGAACUGGACGAAGAGGAGUUUCUCGAACGGAUGCACUUAUUGUACGAUGAAUGA
Molecule: messenger RNA, 459 nt
Organism: Babesia bigemina
Lineage: Eukaryota; Apicomplexa; Aconoidasida; Piroplasmida; Babesiidae
Exons: 4
Coding region: 1-459 (152 amino acids)
Molecular function (GO): zinc ion binding
Source: RefSeq, a predicted model, not a curated record